Pestalotiopsis fici W106-1 is the source of this 1911-nucleotide messenger RNA. RefSeq lists its product as uncharacterized. Gene Ontology annotation, cellular component: spindle pole; centrosome; mitotic spindle. The record is from RefSeq and is a predicted model, not a curated record. Lineage: Eukaryota; Fungi; Ascomycota; Sordariomycetes; Amphisphaeriales; Sporocadaceae. Bases 1 to 1911 code for a protein of 636 amino acids. The transcript has 3 exons. Gene Ontology annotation, biological process: microtubule cytoskeleton organization; regulation of exit from mitosis; positive regulation of cytokinesis. Gene Ontology annotation, molecular function: protein serine/threonine phosphatase activity; protein tyrosine/serine/threonine phosphatase activity.
AUGGCACCUUCUCUCAAACAGCCCAACAUGGGCCCUAUCGUCGAGUAUAUUCCUGAUCGUCUAUAUCUCGCAUCGUAUACGCAUACACCGACAGCCGAUACCUAUUUUCCGUAUCCGGAAGUGCCAUUGAGAUCGCCGAACAAGAGAACCGUGAGAUCGGUAGAUGCUUCGGCGACAUCAAGAGACAGCCGUCAAGCGCCUUGCUACUUUACCGUCGACGAUCAACUCUUUUACAAUGCAUUCCACCAUGACUUUGGCCCUUUCCACAUUGGCCACUUGUACCGCUUUGCACUGCAAUUUCACGAUGUCCUGGGUGCAAAGGAGAACCAAAACCGACCAAUUGUAUUCUGGAGUCGCGCAGACCCUAGGUCUCGAGCCAACGCUGCUUGUCUCCUGGCUUGCUACAUGGUCCUGAUCCAAUCAUGGCCGCCCCAUUUGGCUCUGGCCCCGAUUGCCCAGAUCGACCCACCAUUGAUGCCUUUCCGCGAUGCUGGUUACAGUCAAGCAGAUUACGGCAUCACCGUCCAGGACGUUGUCUACGGUGUUUGGAAGGCCAAAGAGGAGGGAUGCUGCGCUCUGGAUAACUUCGAUCUGGAUGAGUACGAGAAGUAUGAGAGAGUGGAACAUGGCGACUUCAAUUGGGUGACUCCUCACUUCCUGGCGUUCGCAUCACCGCAGUACAGCCCCGUUGCCAAAGUCGAUCCGAACAGCGACGCAUGGGCUGCACUUCCCAAAGAUCUUGACUCUGUGGAUGUGCACCCUGGCUUGCCUCAACCAUUCAAGAAUGUCUUGACUCACUUCACAGAACGCAACAUUGGCCUGGUUGUCCGUCUCAACUCGCCUCUCUACUCACCCUCGUACUUUGAAGCUCUUGGAAUCCAGCACCUUGACAUGAUUUUCGAGGACGGCACCUGUCCUCCCUUGAGCACCGUUCGCAAGUUCAUCAGGCUUGCACACGAGACCAUCACUGUUAAGAAGAAGGGCAUUGCAGUGCAUUGCAAGGCUGGUCUGGGCCGGACAGGCUGCUUAAUCGGCGCCUACUUGAUCUACCGGCACGGUUUCACGGCUGAUGAGGUCAUCAGCUUCAUGCGUUUUAUGCGCCCUGGAAUGGUUGUUGGACCUCAGCAGCACUGGCUGCAUCUCAACCAAGGCACUUUCCGCGAAUGGUGGAUUGAGGAAAGGAUUGAGCGCAAGCUUCGAAAGGAAAUGGCAGCCAACCCUGCGCCUAGUACGCCAAUUCGGGCAAUGCAAAAAACCUCUUUGGGCCGAACUGCCUCUACGCCGCACAGAUCUGGUUCGAACCGCACACCUCUGGGUGAGGUCGACCAAGAGCGAAACAACAUUGGUGUCCAGGAGGACUAUCUGCCGGCCCCAACACCUGGACAGCCACGAAAGACAAGCCGGCCAAGUCGACACCACCCUUAUGAAAGGAAUCCCAUCAACGGUACUGUUGAGGAGGAAGAGAACGUCGACCGGGCAACAGAAGUCAUCUCUAUUCACAGGAGUUCCCAAGGCUCCGAGUCGGAAGAAGAGAUCCACCUACGGACCCGUACCCACCGCAAGGCAUCCCAGUCACCGGGCAGAAGUGACAAGUCGAGGUCCAUUAGCCACACAACAACGACUACGACUGUGUACGAGGUGAUUGACAAUGAUGCAUCGAACGAUGCCGAAAACAUUGGUGCUGGCCGGCCCAAGAACGUUGAGAGUGCCACACAAUCUCCAACACGCUCAGCUAGUGCCUCGGGCGUUUUGACCAAAGUGCGAGGCAAGCGUUCGACCGAUUCGAAGCGCUCGACUGACUCGAACCACUCCCCCAAGAACAGCCAAAAUGGCGUGCGCAAGACCAGCGGUCGUGUUGGCAGCGUAAAUGCGACUCCAAGCAGCACGGCGCGCAAGGUGUCUGCGAUCUAG